UGCCAUUGAGCUGAUCCCUAAAGGGUAAAUGAGGAGCAGGGAGGGGAGCUCACCCAGGGAGGGGGGAACAACAAGGAAUGGCCUUUGAGCUCCGGGCCCCUCCCUCAGCCUCCAACAGCAGGGCCUCCUUAUGUGACUGUGCACUGGACACCGGCUUUGCUCUCUGGAAGGGGCCGUGGAGGCAGAGUGUCCCAAGCCUUACUAUUCUCUUAUGUACACAGGUAGGAAGCAUCUACCCCAGUGAAGGGACCUUACCCACAUUAGCUCUAAUCCGCCCAGCGCUUUCAUCCGGUGGAGGAAACCCGGAUGCAGGUAGGGGCGUUGCCCCCGCCGGGUCCCCGUUAAGGCGCCUGCCUGUUCCAGGUCCCAGCCGCGGGGCAGCCAUGAGCCUGGUGGCCUGCGAGUGCCCGCCCAGCCCCGGCCUGGAGCCUGAGCCCUGCUCACGACCACGGGCCCAGGCGCACGUCUACCUGGAGCAGAUUCUAAACCGGGUGGCCCCGGAGACGCCCGACACGACCAAGCACGACUACUUGGUGGACGCUGCUACGCAGAUCCGGCUGGCACUGGAGCACGACGUCAGCGAGGACUACGAGGCGGCCUUCAACCACUACCAGAACGGCGUGGACGUGCUGCUCCGCGGAGUACAUGUCGACCCCAACAAGGAGCGAUGUGAGGCUGUAAAGCUGAAAAUCACCAAGUACCUGCGGCGGGCAGAGGAGAUCUUCAACUGCCACCUGCAGAGGACGCUGGGCAGUGGGGCCAGCUCUGGCACGGGUUUCAGCAGCCUGAGGCUCCGGCCCAUUCGCACUCUGAGCUCUGCCCUGGAGCAGCUGAGGGGCUGCAGGGUGGUCGGGGUCAUCGAGAAGGUGCAGCUGGUCCAGGACCCAGCAACUGGAGGGAUCUUCGUGGUGAAGAGCCUGCCCAGGUGUCACACGGCAAGCCGGGAGCGACUGACCAUCAUCCCACACGGCGUCCCCUACAUGGUGAAGCUGCUACGGUACUUCAUGAGUGAGGACUCCAUUUUCCUGCACCUGGAGCCUGUGCAAGGAGGCACGCUCUGGUCCCACCUGCUCUCCCAGGCACGCACCCAGCCGUCUGGGCUCAGGUCUGGCUCCACCCAGGGAAAGAGGAAGGUUCAGCUCAACUCCCACCUCAGCCUCCUGAAGCCACCACUGCUCCCCCUGGGUCACACCCACCAGCAGGACAGAAUCCCCCUGGAGCCUCCAAGGACUUCUCAGAGCCUUCCUCCGGCCAGGGAGGUUCUACCUGUCAAACCCCAGAGAGAGGCUGAAGAUGAACCCACAGCCAGAACUAACGCUCCCUCCUCCUUAGACUUUCCAAAGGCCCCAAGUGGCCACCUGCACCUCCAAGCCAGGCGGGGACCUGGUCAGAGCUUGGACACGGGGCCCCCUCGGGGGCUCCUUUGGGUUCACGAGGGGGCUGGCCGGGUGCUGGGGGCCUGUGGCCGAGGCAGAGGUCAGAGCCACCCCUUGGCAGAUGGGACUGGUUGGAGGUCUGUUGCCUGGCGUGUCAGAGAAGAGCAGGUGAAGCGGUGGGCGGCCGAGAUGCUGGUGGCACUGGAGGCACUGCAUGAGCAGGGGGUGCUCUGCCGGGACCUCAAUCCCCGAAACCUGCUCCUGGACCAGACAGGUCACAUCCGGCUCACAUAUUUUGGCCAGUGGUCAGAAGUGGAGCCCCAGUUCUGCAGGGAGGCUGUGGACAACCUAUACAGUGCCCCAGAAGUGGGUGGGAUUUCUGAGCUGACUGAAGCCUGUGAUUGGUGGAGCUUUGGGUCUCUUCUGUUUGAAUUGCUGACAGGAACGGCACUAUCCCAGAAGCACCCCUCAGGAAUCCAGGCCCACACCCAGCUGCACCUGCCCAAGUGGCUCAGUCGCCCAGCAGCCUCCCUACUAACUGAGCUGCUGCAGUUUGAUCCCAGCCGGCGCCUGGGUGCUGGAGGAGGUGGUGUCAGCAAACUCAAGUCCCACCCCUUUUUCAGUACCAUCCAGUGGAGCAAACUGGUAGGGUAAGAGGGGUGAAGAGAGGCUGGAAGCAGCUGGCUGGGUCUCCAUUUCCUCUCUUCUCUUCACCCGUCACCCAGAUCUGGCCUCUCUAAUCAGUGGGCCUCAGGCACACAAUUGUAGGGCCUUUCUCACUUGGCUGCCUCCCUCGGGCCUCAGAAGUAAUUAUCUCCAGGCUGCUUCUUCAGGGCCACCUCCCAAGAAAAGUCUCAAGAGUCCCCAGCCAGCUUCUGCAGAGGCCAUUUUUAGUCACUGCUGACGGAGAGGGGCAGUGAGAUCUCACCCCACUAAAUAGCUUGGACCCCUCCACCCAUCAGUCAACAGAUUUCUGUUGAACACAAACUCUGUGCCAUGCCCUGUGCUAGGUGCUGGACACGCUAAAAGAUGCCUUGUAUUCCAUCAGCUCUGAACUGCUGGCUGAUAUGACCAUAAGGUUCUGCAACUCAUUCAUCUGCCACGAUGUGCUCCAGUUCGGAGACCUCUGCUGACUCGGCCCAGAUCACUGGCUCAAUCGACUCAAACCAGGGGUGUCCUGGCUGGUCAUCUUUGCAACAAGUGGCCUCUUCUGCCAGAGGCUCUUCCUACAGGGGGUGGGGAGCCUGGGGAAGCAGGGAAGGAGUAGUGUGGGGCAGGAAUGAGGUGAGGGACAGGAUGAUCCAAUACCACUCCUGUCCAUGUCCCUCAACCAUCUUGUGAUUUCAGGCUAGAGAGCAAAAGGGAGAAGAGAAAAAUAAAAAUGGAUGAGGAAAGGGGAAGAGAGAAAUACAAGGCUCUGCUACUUAAAGCAAAUUUGAAACCAGAAUAAAGAAUUCCCUUCCCCAGCUGGCCCACCAGUGUGGAGAGAAAGGGGAGCCUACCCAUGGGACAGAGAGACCACCACAAUCCAGCCUCCAGACUAAGACAGCCAGGGCAAGCUGUGCCCAUUAUGAGUUCCCUCUAGGGCAUCUGUCCUGUUUACCACUUUAGAUUCUGGUCUUGAAACCAAUCAACUCAUUGUUCACUCUCACUUCAUCCUCCUUUGGAAUGAGAAACCACAAAACACAUGGAACGAUGGCCCAAGCUUUUAGCCAACCACAAAAUGUUUCUGGUUAUAUGAAGAGCUGGGAGCAGUUACCCCCAAAAACAAGAACCCACCCCCACCUCUCGAGAUUCACCUGGUCACUGGGGCAUGGCACCUAAGCCAGAAACUUCCACCCGACCUCUGCCCCAGCUCCAGCCUCCAGUGCCCCCGACACCACUAGGUGGCACCUCUGGCCUGUUCUCCAGCCUGGCUGUGCAGGCUCAACUCUACUCUCGGAAGACACUGGUCUCACAAGAAGGUUUCAGAACUCCUCAGGCCAACUCGGGGCAGAGGGGACAUGGGAGAGCACACUGUGUCUCAUUCACUCUGGUCUUUGGUCCUGGCUUUCCCUGGGGCUUCCCCACCCCCACUUCCUCUCCUCCCAAAUAAAAGUUGCUAUAGCUUAUGGUGCCCUUGCUCAUUAAUACAAAGAAAGUAACUCUGACAGAAGCUUGGAAGGCCAUCGCAGAUAGGCAUUCUCCAUGAUAGGCAAGAGCAAGCUUGAGCCUUCUAGGAAGUAGAGAGCAGGGCUGGUGGCAAAAGGCAUGCCAGCCUGUGCCCCCUGCAACACAGCCUCAAGCCUGAGAGGAAGUGGUGGUGUGGGAGAUACUAGGCUCUGUGGGAAAUAAUAGGAGGAAGAGAAAUCUUGGGAAAGGGUCAUGGUACUCGGUGGGGAAUACUACUUUAAUACUCACAGUGACCUCAUGAGCUGACAGUAGCUCCUGAGAAAACUAAAACUCAAGAGGUUAAAUGAUAGGACUAGGUCAGAGCCUGGUGGAGCCAGUUCACAAGUGUGUGUUCCUUCUGCCACUCUCCUCUAAGCCAGACCAGCCCACUCCAACCACUGCUUCACGAAGCGAGUCACUUCCAGAACCUCUGGGCCUCAUCCAUCCACCUAAAAAACACUGCACAUCUGGCACUUGCUGGGCCCUGGGCUUAGAAUACUGUUGUCCCAGACAUUAUGGGGCUUACAGCCAACCUCCUUUCAUUAAAACAGGGCUAUUACCUCCCUUUACCCAGUGUAUGGAUGGAUGAGUACAUAAAGGGGGACAAAAACUAAAUGAAAAAUAGGG
This is a messenger RNA of Choloepus didactylus (southern two-toed sloth), 4154 nucleotides long. RefSeq names its product ribosomal protein S6 kinase like 1 (gene RPS6KL1). The record is from RefSeq and is a predicted model, not a curated record. NCBI's taxonomy places the organism in Eukaryota, Metazoa, Chordata, Mammalia, Pilosa, Megalonychidae. The coding region runs from base 78 to 2030 and encodes 650 amino acids. Gene Ontology annotation, biological process: protein phosphorylation. The transcript is spliced from 10 exons. Gene Ontology annotation, molecular function: ATP binding; protein kinase activity.